CGGAUGUGUGCGUACAUCCUCAUGAAUCACAGCUCACAGCCAUAUCGCAGGAGAGCCAGGGUCGCUUCUCUCCGGGGUCGCUGUUCCGUAAUUAAGUCCCCUCUCAGUACGGAAUAAGGAGAUGCGAGCUGAAGCCGUAGCAGCCCCGGAAAGCUCCCGCUUUCGGCCUCCGUGGAAGGAAUAAUAAGACUCUGGGGAAAGAUGGCUCUGGCGGCCGGUGAUCGUCGCGUCCUUUCGAUUGUCAUCGUUGCCGUCAUCGCGUGCACCUAGUCGUGUUGUGCCUGCGUGUUUCCUUCCUCUCUCGUCUUAUCUUCGUCUCUCCAAAUAGGGUCCAUAGAGGAUUCCUUUCUCCCUCAUUCCUUGUAUCGCAUUGAUUUCACUCGUCCCGAAUUUUCUCUCUCUCUGCAAUGCGAUUCUCGGAGAGUAUCAACCCUGAAAUGACGGGACUCAGAGAAAAUCGACCUUCGAAGACCCUCCCGAGGGUGUAAGGGAAAGGGAGAAUCCAAGUUUGGGAGGAUUCGUGAUUUCGCCUGGAGUGGCUCGCAUUCAUUUGUUUUCUUUCCCCUCUGAGCUCAGCAUCGCCGACAGAGACACAGUGGACUAAACCAUGGAUCAGACAAAGAAUAGACCGAGUAGACCACGAUUGAGGUCCCAUGGAAACUCUGCCAGAGUGCUUGUGUUCGACCAGAAUGAAGCAGAGGAAAGUACCAACAAUGCGGAAACAGAAGUGCACAAACGUCCAGCUCCAUCAAAAAUGGAGAGCAAGGAGGCUCCAGUUCGGCCUGUCAGUGGAGAGCUGUCAAAUCUUGUUCGCAUGAGAAAUUCUGCAAUUGGAAAGUCGGCACCUUCUCUAUCAGUUCACAUGCGUGAUUUCAAUAUUCCUCGUCGUGCUGCUAAAGCUGCUCAUCGCAAAUUAAUAUCAACCACAUCGCCUACUUUACCACGUUGCCAUUCACCUUUAUCAGCAUUCGUCCCGAUCGUAGGCAGUCCUCUAGAGAGUCCUAGGAUGUCAUCCAGUCCACAUUUUGCUUUCGCUCCAAUUAAAAGAAUUGGAGGAGGUGCUACGGGAACUGGCGAUGGCAGAAGAUGGUCAGUUGCCAGUUUGCCAUCCAGCGGAUACGGGACAACACCUGGUUCCAGUAAUGUUUCUUCUCAAUAUUCGAGCCAAGAACGCUUGCAUCAACUGCCGAAUGUUCCGACCAAGGACGAGCUGCGUAUGCUGUCUUGCCAUUUUUCCAAGCCCGGGACACCAUGCUCUUCGCAUCCAGGCUUCCCUGGUUCUAGCAUAUCUAGUAUUCCAGGCAGCGCGUCUCUCAGCCUCGAAGAAGAGGGCUGUCGUUCGCCAUUACAUCGUCCACGUUCUCGGAGUCUAAGUAGUCCAAGUCGAUCACCAGUUCUUGAUAGUGAAAUCGUUAUGAUGAAUACCUUGUAUAAGGAAAGAUUUCCAAAGGCAACACAACAAAUGGAAGAACGAUUAACUAAUUUUAUCAAUGAGAAUAAGGAGAUAGACGAAUACGAAGUUGUGGCUCAUAUGACUCAAGAUUCAUUACCAAUUUUACGUUUCGUGCAUCAUCAGGUAAUCGAAAUGGCCAGAGACUGCUUACAAAAAUCUCAGGAAAAAUUAAUUACAACGAGAUACUUUUACGAGAUGAGCGAAAAUCUGGAACAUCUUUUAAUGGAGACAAAAGAUAAAUCUUUAGAGGCUGCAACGAGAUUAACAGGAUUAAUAAAGAAACUUUUAUUAGUUAUAUCGCGUCCAGCACGUCUGUUAGAGUGUUUAGAAUUCGAUCCCGAGGAAUUCUAUCAUCUACUUGAACAAGCGGAGGGUCAAGCUAAAGUCAAUGCAGGAAUAAAAACUGAUAUUCCUCAAUAUAUCAUUACUAAACUAUCUUUAAAUAGAGAUCCGAUAUCCGAAUUGCAGGAAGAUUUGAAUAAAUUGGAGGAUUCUGCGAGUUCCAGCGACAGCAAUCUGCAAGUAACAUCGAGUCCAAAUAAAAGUGACGAUAAGUGUCAGCGCAUUCCAUGUGAAAGUGACUACGAAGUAUUGAAGCUUAUCAGUAACGGUGCUUACGGUGCAGUGUAUUUGGUCAAAGAGAAGACUACUCGACAGAGAUUUGCGAUGAAAAAAAUUAAUAAGAACAAUUUGAUGUUGCGAAACCAAGUAGAACAAGUGUUUGCCGAACGAGACAUAAUGAGCUUUACAGAUAAUCCAUUUGUAGUCUCUAUGUACUGUAGUUUUGAAACUAAGAAACAUUUAUGCUUAGUAAUGGAAUAUGUAGAGGGAGGAGAUUGCGCGAAUCUUCUAAAAAAUAUAGGUCCACUGCCACCAGAUAUGGCAAGAUUUUAUUUCGCGGAGACCGUCUUAGCUGUCGAAUAUUUACACAGCUAUGGAAUCGUACAUCGGGAUUUAAAGCCUGAUAAUUUGCUUAUCACUGCCCUAGGACACAUCAAGCUUACUGACUUCGGCCUCAGUAAAAUGGGUCUAAUGUCCUUGGCAACAAAUCUUUAUGAGGGCUAUAUUGAUCGGGACACGCGACAGUUUUCGGACAAGCAAGUGUUUGGUACCCCAGAGUACAUCGCCCCGGAAGUUAUACUGCGCCAGGGUUAUGGUAAACCAGUCGACUGGUGGUCCAUGGGUAUUAUAUUGUAUGAAUUUCUGAUCGGCUGCGUCCCGUUUUUCGGCGAGACUCCUGAGGAAUUAUUCGCUCACACAGUGAACGAUGAUAUUGAAUGGCCGGACGAGGAUGACUGGCCUGUUCAGCCCGAGGGAAAGGACAUCAUCACGGCGCUUCUACAUCAGAAUCCUAGAGAUCGAUUGGGGACUGGCGGAUCACACGAGGUCAAAGAACAUCCAUAUUUUUAUGGAGUAAACUGGAAUAGCUUGCUUAGACAGAAGGCCGAAUUUGUGCCGCAAUUAAUUAAUGAUGAGGAUACAAGCUACUUUGACACUCGUAUGGAUAGAUACAAUCACGAUCUGGGCGAUGACACGGACGACACCGACGAUUCUCCUUUAUUCGGCUCGUUCUCUUCUUACUCGCCUCAGUCGCGGAAAAUAUCGCAGACGCGUCCGCCCCAGUUAAAUCCGGACGUAGACUCAGACGUUUCUAAGAAACAACUGUUCCGCGCCGAGCUCGAGGGCACGUUCGCACAAUUGUCCUUCGGAUCGGGCGCAACGUCCGCCGCACUUCCGUUGUCCAAACUGGCCGAGCCUCAAUCGUCCUCGCAAUCGUCGUCCGAGAAGCAUCAUCGGCCACCCCUGCUGUCGGUGAAGAGCAACUCUUACGCCGAGAGUCAGAGAACCGACAGAUCGAACGUAGCAGCUUCGUCGUCCUGCACGACCCCCAGCACCGCGAUCUCGUCGAGCAACGAGUCCCAGCUUACGAUUGUCAAGGGCGCCCCGGAAGGAGCGGCGUCCAUCAACUUGAGCACGCCCGACUCCUCGCAAACCGAGUCCGAGGACAUCAGUCCUCAAAUCCAAAGGAAGCGACACACACACUCACGUGACAAGCUGCCCAGGUUCAGUAUAUCCAUUGAUGAUGAAUACAUGUUGGAUCUUGCAGCGGCAAAUAAAGAUGCAGUAGAGGAGCAGCAUAAUUCCAGUACUGAUUCUUUCGAGUCUCUCAACACCAUAUCCAUGUUACCAUCUGUUCGACAAAAGUCUCGGUCCGUCAUAAAAUCCGCCUCGACGAGUGGACUGUCAUUAGUGAUUCCGACUAGUGACUUUACCUACGACCCAUCGCUAAACGCUCAACCUAUCGAGUCACCCGGUGGAUCAUCGACUGCGUCUUCGAGGGAUACCUCUCCGUGUCGCGAGCUGAGUCCUCUCGUGACCAGCCUAAAGCCGCCUAUUAUCAUUCGUCGAGGCCCGUGUGGCUUCGGUUUUACCGUGCACACUAUCAGGGUAUAUUACGGCGACAGUGACUUCUACACUAUGCAUCAUCUAGUAAUGGAAGUCGAACAAUCCAGCCCGGCGUUCGAAGCUGGCUUGAGACCGGGCGAUCUGAUAACGCACAUAAAUGGCGAGCCGGUGCAGGGCUUGUAUCACACUCAGGUUCUGCAGCUGAUGUUAAGCGGCGGUGAUCACGUAACUCUACGCAGUACACCCCUGGAGAACACGAGUAUCAAAACUGGCGGCAGAAGACGCGAUCUCGCACAUAGUAAACUAGCGCGCCGGACGUUGCACAAACAGCGGAAGCAGAAGCGGGACCACUCGGACAAGAAGCGGAAAACGUCGCUUUUCAAAAGAAUAAGCUCAAAACGCGCGAGCGUAGAGAUGCAGCAGCCGUUAACUAUCAGUUGUCCAUUGUCAGCACCCAUUUUGUCCAGCGACAGCAAACCUCCACUUAUGAUGGCCGCGGGUAUCUGCUCACCCUCGAUGGUGACUCCCAGCCGGUCGUUCCAGUCGUUUACUCGCUCGCAAGAGACAUCGCCGUACUUCGCCACGUGCUCCAAAUCCGUCUGCAGCCCGUCCCCGCCGACGAGUCGCAUCAACUCGGACUCUUAUCACUCGACCGGGAACAGCACCAGUCCCUGCUCCAGCCCGAACUCCUCGUCGUCUCCGGGUUCCAACACGUCCGCCGGCAAUCUGUCGGGCAUCUCGAAUCAAUCGCACUAUCAGCGUCCCAGCACGCUUCAUGGACUCAAGCACAAGCUGCACACGACCCCUAAGAAUAUCCAUUCGCCAAAUCGCAGGAAAUCCGUGGGCCACAUUCCGUUGUCGCCGUUGGCCAGAACGCCGAGUCCAUCACCGAUCCCUGCCAGUCCGACGAGAAGCCCAAGUCCUCUGGCGUUCCCCACGGGUCAUCAACCCGGUAGCUCCAACACUACGCAGUCGUAUAGUCCAGGGGCAUGCUUGUCAACGCCGAAUAGCCAGAAGAAAGGAUAUGGUCGUCCGAAGUCCGCCGAACCCGGCUCGCCGUUGCUCCGACGCGCGCUCAGUCCCGAUCGGCUUCACCCUCGCUCGGCGGAGAACAAGACGUCGAUAUCGCCAUUGGCAAACACGGUAGUGAAAGUAACGCCGCGGGUGACUAUCGCGCAAUCGUCGUCCCACAACAGCGGCGAUGCCGUCUCGGACGAGUCCGGCGAUGGUUUUAAGGAGGCGAACGAGAGCGAGAAGAAGGGAAGCGAAAAGAAGGUGGCGUCAAGCGAGCAGAAGGCGGAUUAUUCCAAGCUGACCCAUGGUAUAUCCAUCAAUCUGGGGAACGUAGGCAUGUCGAAUUCCUGCGGUGGCACCCAAUUACCGCGAAUCGCUGAGGAGAAGGACUCGCCGACCGGCACCAAGAGCGACGACUACCUGACCUUGAAGGAGCUAGGCGGCUCGACGGAGAAGAACGAGAAGCAGUCGAGCUGUGCUAGCAGCAGUCAAUCCGAAAAGGUUCAGAGUAUCAACGAACGUCAGAGCAAAGCUGCCAGUGGCAUCAAAAUGUCCCAACAUAACAAAAAGGAGGAGAAUGUCGGCCAAUCGAGCAUUCCGCAGCAAGCAACCGGUAUUGUCGCGAAUCUGCAGAAGAACUUGGAUCAGAGACACGGAUCGACCAGUGAAAAGUCCACUUCUGGGUCACACAAGUCGUUUGCCGUCGAGCAAAAAGGUAUUGGCAAAGGUGGCGCCGAAGCUCACCAUCAUCAAGACGGUAAAAAAGUACUCAAAAAAUACAAAACCGAGUUCGGCGAGAGUUCGGGUUAUCCAGGUACUCACGAAAGCGGUACAGGAUCGGGAAGGGAGAAGAAGAACAAUUAGUUCCGCAUUUCCUAAAUGAAUUGAAAGGAUGAAGUAUAUGCAGCUGGGAAUUUUUAUUAAUUACCUGUGUGUUAAUCAAAUGAGAGAAAUAAGAGAUAAAUUAUCCUUGCAGGGAUUUAAAUAAAUUGAAUAGCUAUGAGACGCUAAUAAUCACAUGAGAGAUAAGAGACUAAUCAAAAGCGAAGAUAGGAAGAAAUAAGGAAAAUGGAAAAAAGCAAGAUAAAAGAGAAGAAGAAAAAAGAUCACAGAUGUUUUGAAUGAUUCAUAGCUUUAUGGGAUUUCUAUAUUCAAACCUAUAGGCUUCCGUCAAAAAAAUAAAUACCUGAAAGCGAUUAAAAUACUGAAUAUAUAUUUCCGAGAGGUUUUAUUCUCUAUUUCCAUAAAAUAUAUAUGUUUAUCAUACGAAAUAUACUGGAUACAAAAAGAACCUUCAAACAAAUAUGCACAGAUGAAAGAUACGUUAUUUUAAUUGUCCAAACUACUAAAAAAAAACUUAAAAUAAUAUUACUAACUUUAAACUACAAAACUGUGUAAAAGUUGUUCUUUAAUGAUUAGAUGAUUGGAGUGAUUUUAUGCUUCGAGCUACAGUAUUAACACGAUCUCAUUUACAUUUAUAUCUCAAUAAUAUUAGCAC
Molecule: messenger RNA, 6371 nt
Organism: Nylanderia fulva
Lineage: Eukaryota; Metazoa; Arthropoda; Insecta; Hymenoptera; Formicidae
Source: RefSeq, a predicted model, not a curated record